Messenger RNA from Nothobranchius furzeri (turquoise killifish), 2987 nucleotides. RefSeq names its product connector enhancer of kinase suppressor of Ras 1 (gene cnksr1). NCBI's taxonomy places the organism in Eukaryota, Metazoa, Chordata, Actinopteri, Cyprinodontiformes, Nothobranchiidae. Gene Ontology annotation, molecular function: protein binding. The record is from RefSeq and is a predicted model, not a curated record.
UCUACCUGUACCUGUGGGAAGGUGUGCCACUCGUCAUCGUCCGACUCCAAAUCAGAAUCGAGUUUUCCUUCGUCCACCACUCCUGAGAGGUAGAAGUCGGUCAGAAGCGCCUGGAAGUGAACGAGCGACUGAAGCAAGACUCCGAGCAUGGAGUCGAUUGCGUCGUGGAGUGCGGAGAGGGUCUCCAAGUGGCUCCAAGGUCUGGAUGGCCCCAUGAGUCAGUACCAGGUCUCGGAGUGGAACUUGUCAAUCGAAGACUUGCUCAUAUUGACUUCCCAGGACCUGGAGAAGCUGGGGGUCCGUAAGAUCGGACACCAGGAGCUCAUACUGGAGGCUGUGGAGAAGCUCUGCUCUCUGCAUUAUGGCCUUGGCGGAGAGAGCCUGAAGGUUCUGACGGAGAAGCUGUGUGCUGUAGCUCAGACGCUGCAGAAGGGCAUCGAGAGCCACUGGCGGCGUAACAGCUAUGAUGGACGGAGCACAAAGAAGAUGUCCGCCGGCAUCCUGAAGGUUGUGGUUGAACUCAUCGCAUCUGCCAAAGGCCUCUUCACUUUGCUCAAAAGGUAUCAGUUAUUUCAGCCCUGUGGGUUUGCUGAAACCAAGAACAUAUUCAUUUACUGCAAAGAGCUGGGAGACAUUGUGCACAAGGAUACCACAGUCUUUGAAAAGGAAAAUGACAUAAUCGUUAUUUGUCGUCAGGUGGUGGAGAUUUGCGACGGCAUCUUGAGGUCCGUCCCUGAAACGAUUCUGACCCAAACGGCUCAGCUGGAGAGCGUGGACCUGGUGCCCGUUUCACCGGGCGAUUAUUUGGGGAUCGAGAUAACGUCCACCAGUUCCAGUAACCACUACGUGACUGGAGCCGCGGCCGAGCCUUCCACCGAUGCUUAUCUGCGGGUUUUGGCUGGUGAUGAAGUGAUUCAAGUCAAUGACCAGAUUGUGGUGGGCUGGAGCAGAGACAACCUUCUAAAGAAGCUGCAGGAGAAUGCCAGCGGAGUGACGCUGGUUUUGAAGAAGAUUCCCCGAUCAGUGCGACGCAAACACUCCGUCCAGGUGGUCACGAUUCAGACGGAGGAAGAGGAGAGAGAAGAAAGGUCAGACGAGGAGGAAGAAGAGAAGGACAAAGAGGAGAGUGUGCGGUACUCCUUUUUUGAGCGGGUAGCUGCUUCUGUCAGGACUUUGUCUUUUCGGCGAGCCAUUCAUGAGCCGGAGGCCCCUCAGCAGCUUAUGGGACAGGAGGAAUCAGAACUACAACUUAACCAAGAGCUGGAGGGGAGUCUGACAAUACCUUCACAUCCAAACCAACAGGGGAGGCUGUCACCCCUCCUAGCUUCAGGGAAGUUGGAAAAUUCGGAAAGUCUGAGGUUGUCUCCGAAUAUCCGGAGAGACCGCUCGCCGUCCCGCAGGAGUCCUUCGCCUUUUGGAAUGGGCAAAAACCGAGAUAGUGUCAGUUCUUGUCCUGAGAUGGUGGGGCCCAUGGCAAACAAGGAAGCCAAAAAGAGCAACACGAAAGCUGUCAGCCGGCGCCGUGUGUCCUGCCGAGAUCUGACUCAUCCCGACUGUAACGGCUGGCUUUGGAAGAAGAGGAAGGAGAGCGGCGUCUUCAUCACCCACAAGUGGCAGCGCUUCUGGUUCGUCCUCUCAGGGCCGAGACUUUACUGGUUCAACGGCCAGCUGGAUGAGAAGGCAGAAGGGCUCCUGAAUAUAGCCAGCUACAACUUAGAGAGCGCUGGAGAACACAAACGAAAAUACGUUUUCCAAAUGCGCCAUCCGAAGUUUCAAAACUUCAUCUUUGCUGCUGAGGACACCAAAGACCUGCGCAAGUGGAUUAACGCUCUGAUUACAGCCAUUAAAAACCACAAGAAAUCACUAGCAGAUCCAGACAGCGAAGAAGAGUGUUACAGUGAGACAGACUCGGAGAGCGAAGUGUCGCCUGCGCCGUGCAGGAGAACCAAGCCUCAACCUAAAGGGAAAACAAACAGAACGUCAUCAUCUAGUUCUACAGCAGAGGGCAGCAAAGGAGCAGCUGUCCCAGAAGACGAGAUGGGCCGGAUGCUGAACAACAUAAAGGAAGGAGGGGUGUCUCUGAUAGGCCACGAUCAGCCGUUCACGCAAGACCACUUCAGGAAAUCUUUCAUUCGGCGCAACAAGAACCCCGUCAUCAACGAGAAGGCGCUCACGCUUCGGGCCCUGCAAAGUACUCUAAAGGCCAAAGAAGCCGAGUUGCAGCAGAUCAACAAGAUCCUCGACGACCCAGAUCUGACAGCUGCGAAGUUCCGUCAGUGGAAGAAGCAGAACGAGGAGCUGGUUCUGGAAAUCGAAAAACUGGCCAAAUGCAAAGCUCCCAAAGAAGGGAAGGACGCUGCAACGGUGCAAGGCACGCCUGCUGAGGCGGUUGCCUUGGAAACUGUUGCCAAGGAGACAGCCGGCUCAGAGAGCGAAGGUGCAUACAGACUGAGCCUGAGUGAUGGCGAGCAGCUAGUUGACGCAGAGCCAUCUGACGUGCUUCUGGAGAUCCCGCCGGGCUCUCCGAGUCCCGAGACGAGCCUGGAGCUGGAACUCUCUAUGGGAUCGCUGGCGGAGUCCAUAAACAAACAUCUGAGUGAAAAUUCGGCUGUGGCUGAAAAUUACUUCUUCAUUUAGCUUCUGCAGUUCAAAGUUCCUCUUUUUAAUUUAGUUUGAAGAAGCAGAGGAUGCUGUCGCCAUGACGACAUGAUGGAGGAGCCUCCCUUCUGACUCAGUCAAGACUCUGAUCCAGUUUCUCAAAGGAUACAGCCAAAAUCAUUAGAGACAUGAAGAGUUUACAGUCAGGAAAAAAUAAAUCUGCCAAGUGUUCAGCUUAUAUUUAUGAAAUUCUCAUGACUUUUAUUGAGACUUGGUGAGAAUUUCUAAAGUGAGCGUGUUAAAAUGUGACGUGUAAAUAUAGAAGGUCUCAUAAACCCUGUAUUUGUUUUUAACCUUAAUAAAGGCACUGAACAAAGUUUUACACAACA